AUAACGGUGUUUUUGAAAGUAUCAGAAGGCGAAUUAUGAAGUAUACUUUUUAUCUAUAAAAUAAUUAAUUUGAACGGAGUUUCUUUUUAUAUAAGCACAUAUUUCUUUUAAUUUGCUUAUUCCUAUUUUUGAUCGAAGGAGAUACAUAAUAAUUCUACAAAGCACCAGUUUGAUAGAUUAGAUUUUUCAAAAGUAUUAUCUGAUGUCCACUGCUACUGAUAAUGUUUUAGCCUUUAAAUAAAGCCGUGCGCUACACUAUUGCUUCCAGUUAAAGAUGUCGAUUUGGCUGGUAACAUUCGUGGCGUUCUUCGCCGCCUUGGCUCAAGGUAAGCCCGGUUAUGGACCCGGUGAUCAGGACUGGGGCUACGUGGACGUGCGUCCAGGUGCUCACAUGUUCUACUGGUUGUACUACACCACCGCCAAUGUGUCUAGUUACACGGAAAGACCGCUAGCCAUUUGGCUUCAGGGAGGUCCCGGGGCCUCUUCCACAGGAUACGGAAACUUUGAGGAACUGGGACCCGUUGAUCUGUACGGCGACUGGCGCAGUUGGACCUGGGUGAAGGAUAUGAAUGUCCUGUUCAUCGACAAUCCCGUGGGCAGCGGCUUCAGCUAUGUGGAUAAUACGGCUCACUACACAGCCACCAAUAAGGAAAUUGCCCUUGAUUUGGUUGAGCUGAUGAAGGGCUUUUAUACCCUGCACCCAGAAUUCGAGGAGGUACCACUUCACAUCUUUUGCGAAAGUUACGGUGGAAAGAUGGCUCCGGAGUUUGCUCUGGAACUGUACUACGCCAAGGAACGUGGAGAGGUUAAGAGCAACUUGACGUCAGUGGCUUUGGGUGACCCUUGGACCUCGCCCAUUGACUCUGUACUGGCCUGGGGACCUUUUCUCAAGGAAAUGGGAAUUGUGGACCACGAGGGAUAUAAUGCCAUUCAGGAGGCCGCCAACUUUACCGCGCAAUUGGUAGAGGAGGAGCGAUGGAUUCAGGCCACCUACCAGUGGGGCAACACCCAGUGGGAGGUGAUGAAGGCCUCCAAAGGCGUGGACUUCUACAAUAUCUUGAAGGAGACGAAGGGAGGGCUCUACCAGAGACAAACUGCCAUGACUCCCGAAGAACGUAUAUAUCGCACCAUGGUGAAGUACGACAUUGACGAGGACCGCACUAAGUUGCUGGAGGAACUGAUGCGUGGUCCAGUGGCCGAAACCCUGGGCAUCCCCUCUAACGUUGUUUGGGGAUCGCAGAGCGGUACCACUUUCGACAUUCAUAGAACCGACUUUAUGAAGCCUGUUAUCCACAUUGUGAACGAACUGCUGGAGAAAACUCCUCUGAAGGUGGGUGUAUUUUCCGGUGGCCUUGAUCUGAUUUGUGCUACUCCCGGCACCGUAAACUGGAUAGCCAAAUUGGACUGGAGUCGACGGGACGAAUACCUUGCUGCUCCACGUAACUCCAUUACUGUAGACCGCAUUUUGGAGGGCUAUCAAAAGUCAGGCGGAAACUUCACCAUGUUCUGGAUCAACCGAAGUGGUCACAUGGCUCCUGCGGACAAUCCAGCGGCCAUGAGUCACGUUCUGCGAGAGUUCACCUCUUUUGGAUAGAUUUAUUAUUUUUAAAACAAUAAAGCCAGUAUAUACUCCAAUUGUUAACUGCUUUGUUUAAAAAUAAAAAGCAUUUUUGAUUGCUUAA
Drosophila eugracilis is the source of this 1682-nucleotide messenger RNA. RefSeq names its product retinoid-inducible serine carboxypeptidase. Lineage: Eukaryota; Metazoa; Arthropoda; Insecta; Diptera; Drosophilidae. The transcript is spliced from 4 exons. Gene Ontology annotation, biological process: proteolysis. Gene Ontology annotation, molecular function: serine-type carboxypeptidase activity. The record is from RefSeq and is a predicted model, not a curated record. Bases 275 to 1594 code for a protein of 439 amino acids.